Fusarium poae is the source of this 1629-nucleotide messenger RNA. RefSeq lists its product as uncharacterized. Gene Ontology annotation, biological process: carbohydrate transport; transmembrane transport. The transcript has 3 exons. Gene Ontology annotation, cellular component: membrane. Bases 1 to 1629 code for a protein of 542 amino acids. Gene Ontology annotation, molecular function: carbohydrate:proton symporter activity. The record is from RefSeq and is a predicted model, not a curated record. Lineage: Eukaryota; Fungi; Ascomycota; Sordariomycetes; Hypocreales; Nectriaceae.
AUGAAGUUCAGACUUGGUAACCCGGCCGCAAUGGCCGAAACACCUAGCGAGGUGCUCAACUGGCGUCUGUACUGGAGCACCUUUGUCUUUGGUAUUCUUGGCGCUAGUCGUGGACUGGACGAAGGUCUUGUCGGUGGCAUGGUGAAUCUCAAAAGCUUCAAAGAAGAGUUUGAUCUCGAUGCUGGUUCUGAACAUCAUCAAGCUCAAGUGGAGUCCAACAUUACCAGCAUGGUCCAAAUUGGGUCCAUCGCCGGAUCACUGUUGGCGUUCUUCAUUUGCGACAAGAUCGGCCGUGUACGAUCGCUCCAGGUCCUUUGUGUGCUGUGGCUAGUCGGUUUUAUUAUCGUUGUGACAAGUCAUGGAAGUGUUGGUCAGAUUCUGGCUGGACGGUUCAUUGCUGGACUAGGUAUCGGUAUGACUGUUGUUGUUGGCCCAACAUACCUUGCCGAGACAGCUCCACGAGCUAUUCGUGGUAUGCUUACCAACAUAUUUGCUGGUUCAGUCUAUCUCGGUGUUAUGAUUGCGUAUUUCAGCAAUUGGGGAGCUUCUAUCAAUCUUCCCAACACAUCGCGAUGGCAAUGGGUGGACCCCCAGAUGUGCCACAUUGGGUUUGCGAGCUUGCUUCUCAUCCUAUCGUUCACGGUCCCCGAGACCCCACGUUGGCUCACCAUGAAGGGACGUAACGAAGAGAGCACCAAAGCUCUCUGUAAGCUCAGACAGCUCCCCGAGACACAUCCAUUUGUCCAAGCAGAGCUGUACGGUAUCCAAGAACAACUAGAACGAGAGCAAGAAGCUUUCCUUGGAGUGUCAAAAUGGGGCAAGCUACGGGAGCUGUUCACUAUCCCUGCUAACCGAUAUCGUCUUAUGCUGGGUUUCAUGGCUCAACUCCUUGGUCAGUGGUCUGGCGCUUCGGCCAUCACUAUUUAUGCGGUCGAGUUCUUUGGUGUGCUCGGAAAGUCUGGUCAAUCUGAGAAACUCUUCGCCACCUGCAUCCUUGGCGUGGUCAAGCUCAGUUCCGCUUACCUCUGCGCUUUCUUCUUGGUCGACUUUAUCGGACGACGACGUUCCCUUUACGGUGGAAUCAGUCUUCAGUUGGUUUCUAUUCUUUAUAUCGCCAUCUUCUUGAGCAUUGUCGGCACCGAAGCUCUUGAGAACGGAACCUUGACACCAUCUCAGAAGCACGCUGGUGUGGGUGCUGUUGUGAUGCUCUAUCUCUCUGGCGUAGGCUGGACAAUGGGUUGGAACUCGUUCCAAUACCUUGUCAACGCCGAAGUCUGGCCUCUCCGUCUCCGAGCUUUAGGAAGCUCUAUGACGAUGUGCUUGCACUUUGCCAACCAGUACGGUAACACAAAGGCUGUUCCGCUUAUGCUACUUGCCAUGACAAGUGCUGGAUUCUUCUACUUCUGCGCCGCUGUUUGUUUCCUUGGCCUUAUCUGGGUUUGGGCAUUUGUUCCUGAAUUGGCCGGUCGAUCGCUCGAGAGCACUGAUGAGUUGUUCUCACUACCUUGGUAUAAGAUUGGACGUCAUGGAAAUAAGCUUGCACCUGACAAUGAAGCCAUCAUGGCGAGAGACGAGAAGGCUGAGGUGAAGGGUGAAGCCGCUGAGUUGGAGUAUGGACGUAAAGAUUAG